CAAUUUAUCCCGAAGAGCCCGCAUGUGCUACGUUAGCUUGCGCCAGCGCUUUAGAAUGGAUGCACUGGUUGUACCGUAUCUCGUUUUAGAAACAAACAAGUGGAAUGUUUAAAUUGCCAAGUGUAUAUUUAUCUACUGGAACCAUGUAAUUGCCAAUUUGUACGGAAUAUACAACAUUUUAUACAAAAUAUGUCACCGUGUUUGCAUGUGUUAUAUAACACUGAGUAAUCCCAUUUAAACUUUUCUUUGCUUAUACUUUUUGAGGAAUAGAAAAAGCACAGUUUAAGUCAGGGGUGUUCAAAUUGUGGCCCGGGGGGGCAUUUGUAGCAUACAGAUGUUUUUUUUUUUUUUUUAUUACAAUCUAAAUAUGUUUGUUUGUUUGCAAUCUAAAUAUUUAACAAGAAAACGAAAAAAUAAAACAGCAGCAUAAAUCGGCAGUAAUUUUGCAUGAAGACAGGCAAAAUAUUAAACAAUCUAAUGAGAAAAGGAUGUAAAUUAACAAGAAUAACAUCGAAAUAUGACGAAAAUGUGUCGUUUUAGUAGCAUAAAGUUGAAAUAUUAAAGAAGAGAGACAUUCAUUUUAAAACUUGUAAUAGGAGAAAAAAUUUUAAAUUUGGAAAAUUAGCUUGCGGCCAACGUUAUUAUAAUGUGAGAAUAAAGUCCAAAUAUUAUGGGAAUAAAGUCAGAAUUACAAGGAGAAUCUUUACAAGAAGAAAGUUGGGGAAAAAAAAGCAACAGCAGAAACGGAAAGAACAGAUGUAAUUUUUUUACGAGAAUAACGUAAUAUUGUGAUGAAAGUAGUGGAGCAUAUGAGAAAGAAACAAAAUAAAGAUGUAAUUUUUGGAAAUUAGGUUGGGGAAAAUGUUAUAAAAUUAUGGGAAUAAAGUCAUAGUAUUACAAAAAAUAAAAUUUUCAAAGGUUAUUUAAGAAGAAAGUUGAAAUGUUUGGGGGGGAAGCCUACAAAAGUGGGGAAAAAAGAGCAAAGGCUCAAGAUCAUACUAAUAAUACGUUUAUUCACUGAUAUCACAAAGCUGAGAUGCAGUGAAAUAUAUAUAUCUUCUUAGUGUAUGUGGCCCUCGGUGGAAAAAUUUGGACACCCUUGAUGCUCAGCAGCUACUCUAUGUAAGAUGAACACUGAGGACAAGUUGGAGGGCAUGCUGUUUAAGUGCAGCAGUGCAGGGAUGGAUGGCGGCCGAGUGGGAUUGGGUGGCGCAGGCGGACUAGUGGUGAUGACACUCGGGGAACGAUCGCUGGCGGACCACCCGCUGUUGGCGGAAGACGAGGAGGACGACGAUGAGGAGGAGGAUUUGACCGUGAGCUCUCUGGUGACUCAUGACCUGGUACCUCCCGAGCAGCUGAUGAUGCAGGAGAUGUCAAAGAACAGCGGCGUAGGCGAUGAGGAGGGAGCGGGCGAGGUGGGAGUGCACUUCCCCCUGAAGCUCACCCAUAAGUUGCCUUGCUUGCCUCUCAGCAUUAAGCAAGAAUUAAAACUGGCCGAAUCACCAGUCCAGAUCAAGAAGGACAAGAAAUCAGUCAAAGAUCUGAUCAUUUGUCCCAAGAAGAAGAAAAGGAAACAACACUCACCAGCAAAGAUCCUCAGCAUUAAUGACGAUGGUUCGUUUGGCAUCCAAAACCCCAAGUGCCAUGUUUGUGUUCACUGCAAUGCCGCAUUCAGAACCAACUACCAUCUCCAGAGACACGUCUUCAUCCACACUGGUGAGAAACCGUUUCAGUGCAGCCAGUGUGACAUGCGCUUCAUUCAGAAAUACCUUCUCCAGAGACAUGAGAAAAUCCACACCGGUGAGAAGCCUUUCCGCUGCGAUGAAUGUGGUAUGAAGUUCAUCCAGAAGUAUCACAUGGAGAGACACAAGAGGACACACAGUGGAGAGAAGCCAUAUCAGUGCGACUACUGUCACCAGUACUUCUCCAGAACUGACCGUGUUUUAAAGCACAGAAGAAUGUGCCAUGAAAACCGAGACAGAAAGACCAACAAGGCUGGCAAUAAAAGCGUAGCGCUACACGAAACAGAUUCUUUAAGCCCCUUCCUCACCAAAGAGUGCGUGUUGCCCAAGAAGAAGCGGCAAAAGUGUGCAGACAAGUCGGACAGUCCAGGCUCUUCCACCGCCACUCAAACAGAAGGGCUCACUGCCACGGUGAAAGAAACUGCAAUGAAAGAGGAACAGAAAAAAAAGUGCGAAGUCCUGCCUCUCUUUGCCAUGUCCUCCAAAGUCAAACAUGAGUAUGUAAUUGGAGAAUACUCUGUGGAGCUUCCAGAAGAAACUACCAGCCAACACCAAGAUGGAGACUUGUCGUCAGAGGAGGCAGCAACCCCUAAACUUGUCCUGAAGAAGAUCUCCAAGAGGAGCCUUAAACAGUCUGGUGAACCAGCUCCGUGCCUGGCCACUCUGUCCUCAUUUGAGGACAACAACAAAGUCACACAUUACACCUUUGAAAUUGUUGACAAACAAGGCCUUUUAGAUGAAGUCAACAACACGGAGUCAGUCGAAACUCCAGCAAAACCGACGGCCAGCAGCACAAACUAUGAUGAUGCCAUGCAGUUCCUCAAGAAGAAACGCUAUCUUCAAGCGGCGACAGCCAACAACAGUCGGGAUUACAGCCUUAACACGAGUAGUAUCUCUUCCCAGCCAAGCGUUACUCACACUGUGGUGUCUGCAGUCAUUGAUGAAACAGUUCCUGCGACCAUUCUGGAACCUCAGCCGAUUAACACGGAAAUAAAAGCUACACAUGACAGGAAUGUGUUGCCAGAUGAGGUUCUUCAGACGCUGUUGGACCACUACUCCAACAAAGCGAAUGGCCAGUCAGACAUUUCCUUCAGCGUUGCAGAUGCAGAAGUUACCUCAAGCAUAUCUAUUAAUUCCUCUGAAGUUUCAGACAGCAGUCCCCCUGAGAGCCUUCUGGCUGCCAGUGCUCAGACUCAGCCCCCAACGGAGAAGUCCAGUCUGUUGCAAGAAUAUUCCAAAUUUCUCCAGCAAGCGCUGGAACGAACCAGCCAGAAUGACAGCUACCUGACAAGCCAGAGCCUCAGUUUAGUCACAGAAAACCCCACCUUAGCCGGACAGCCUCUGUUCUCCACCGAGAAACAGUUUCCUUCACCCAGUAGGUUCAAAUCAGGGACGAGCUCUCCAUUAAGAUCCACGAUAGAGAAACCUCACUUUGGAUUACUGGUCGGGGACUCCCAGCACUCGUUUUCAUUUUCAGGCGAUGAGACCACCCCCCCUUCCACAGUGUCCCCAUCCGAGGAGGACUUCCUGGAACAGGUCUCUCCUUCCAAAAAGACAGACUCCUCUCAAGGGAUACUGCAGGCGUUUCAAAUAGGCACAUUUGAUCCAAACUUCAAAUCCCACUUCCAGACCUCAAGAUCCAGUUCCUCCUCACAGUUUACAGGUGCCAACGGACAAGUGAGUCUUCGCGGACACAGCACAGACUUCUCAGAAUUUCCUUUAGUUCGAGUCACUGAGACCAGGUCCCAACUGAAUUCCUCCCCAGAUGUUUCCUCGAGUGAAACCUUUGGUUGAGGAGACGACUCUGGGAUCCGUUCAUUAAUCAUUUCUGCAGCACUUUAUCCCAUUUCACCUGUUUUGCCAAAACAUCCACAUUUUUUUUGUUGUAUUUAAGCUGUUUUGAAAAUAAUAUUAUGAAAAAUUGGCAGUACCCCCUUUUAAAAAAAAAAUAAUAAAAAAUUCCAUUGAGAGAUUAAGUGACCAAGCUAAAUAUAUAAGGAAAACAAGAGUAACAUUUUAUCAUUUUAUGCCAUAUUGGUAUAUAGCAUAUUUAUGUUUUUGUAAAUCUCUUUUGCUUCGACACACACAGAAAACACUCUUGCUUUUUGCUUUUAGCUACCUCUCUUAGUUAUACAUUUAACAAUGAAGUGCAAAAAUUAUUUUGAUUCCAGAUGUUCAACCACUCUUUAGUUGCCUCUGGAGAUGACACCAUAACUAUGAAGCUGUAUGGGAUUCUUUAGUUUCUACUGCCACUUUACUGUUGCCUGAAAAGCAUGCUUCAUCAUGUUGUAUAUUGAGUGGGUCUGGAAUCUUGUCCAUUAACAGGACUUUGAUGGGGGGAAAAAAAUAGAGAUCCCGCUUUUUAUUUUUUUGUUAUUGCCAAAUAUAAGGUUGAAUUAAAUCUUAAAAAGAUUACAGCAGCCCCCCCUUACUCCCACCAUAAGUGGUCGCCACACUUGCGUAAAAGUGAGCUGUAGUGAGAUGACUUAAAAGGAUUGUGCUUGACGUUUGCACAAUUUGCACAUUUUUUCACUACAAAGAGAAUGUAGUACUUUGAAUCACAGUGUGGGAAUACCCGUAACGGACCAGGUUUUUCUGACCCAUCCUCUAAUAUUAUUUGAAAUGUUUUAGUCAUGUAGCACUUGUGGCUGCAACUUCAGUUCCUUGAUGGAUUUGAUUGGAUGGAGGAUGCACACAUUUGGGGGAAGCAACCAUGUGAUGGAAACCCCCUAUGUUGAGGUUAUACAUUGUUUUAAGUUUCUUGAUGUGUAAUAUUAAGUAUAUAUAACAUACAAGGACAGAGUUAGCUGUAGGCUGAACCGUCAAGUCAAUCAUCUCUUCUGGAGAAAAUCAAAUUUGACCAUAGCUUGAUGCAACCGUGAGAUUGUAAAUCAAAUGGUUGAGCGACUUUUCCUUUGUACAGUGGAACCUCCGUUUUUGUUAUUAAUCCAUUCCUAACGGUCAGACGAAAACAGACAUGUCUGAAAACCGAAGCAAUUGUCAUUACAAACACUGGCUCACUUUCUGUAAUGCGUCUCCCUUAAAACCAUUCCCCCUGCAACCUGUGUUAAAGGUUCCUACCUUUACAUUAUAGUCCUAUUGUGAGAAACGUUACCGUCAUACUUUGCUACGAGUUUGUCCUUGAAUUCAGUCCUGUUUCUCACAUUCUUUCCAACUUUCCAGUGACAUGGUGGGUUAUUUUGCAGUUGUAAUAAAAAAAAAAUAAUAAAUAAGAGUGCGCUUGAAUGCCUCAUCAGUGCAGGGUGCACAUUGCUUAUUAGGAAGAACAAAGGAGAUUGUGUCAUAGUGUCCCAACUCGAGCUGCAACAAUUAAUUGAUGAUUAAUCGAUUGUCCAAUUCAUCGACAGCUGUUUUAGUAACAGUGAUCGACAUUUUUGCCUCUUUUCCGAGACGUUCUGGACCAAACCACUAACUGUGUUUGGGUCAUAUUAAUUUGGUCUGUCUGCGGCCUAACCGAUUACUCCAUUAAGCGAAUCAACAAGCUUCAGAUUAAUCGACAAAGCAAAUAAUCGUUAGAUGCAUCCCUAAUAAGUGUCCCAGCUAGAGCUGCAACAAUUAAUCCAUGAUUAAUAGAUUAUCCAAUUAAUUGGCAACAGUGAUCUGAAUUUUUUCCUCUUUUCGGACUAAACCACUAACUGCGUUUGGUUCAUAUUUAUUUGGUCCGUGUAGGGACUAACCAAUUACUCGAAUAAUCGAAAUAAGCUUCAGAUUAAUCAACAAAGCAAAUGAUCGAUUGAUGCAGCCCUAGUAGUAUCCCAACUAGAGUUUCAACAAUUAUUUGAUGAUUAAUCAAUUAUCCAAUUAAUCGACAACUAUUUUGGAAUUUGAUCGUUUUUUUCAUUUAAAAAUUAAAUAUUCUCUGAUUUCAGCCUCUCAAAUGUGAAUAUUUGUGAAUGUGAAUGUGAAUAAAGAACCACAAUCCAUUCUUCAUUCUUGCUUGGUUUGGGCACGAUAACCAAGACUGUGUACGAAAACUGAAACAUAUUUGUGGCAAUUUUUGGGGUGUACGAAAACCGAGGUUCCACUGUAUAUAUCUUAAGAGUGGUAUAGAAAGUGACGCUUAAGGUGCUAUUGUGUAAAACACUGGCCUUAUAUGUCAUCAUAUUAAGUUCCACUGGCAAUCAGGGACAGACAGCACCAACAAUAAUCAUCAAUAGUGUACAUUCCCUUAAUAUAUGUAUAUCCUGUAAAUACAUUGUAUAUUUUUCGGUUUGGAUUAGUACUCUCACAGCGAUGUGUUACUGCAGAGACGGCUUGUGCAAGACUAUUGUUUCUUUUUAGAGGCAUAUUAUUUUCUUUUGCAGAAUUUGUUAGAUUUAAGGAUGCAUCAGUUUCCUUAUGAGAUUUGUGUAUAUAUAGGCAAUGUGAUCAGUGAUAUCAAGAGGAAAACUUUUCCUUAUGCUGUGUUGCCGACAGGUUAAGUAAAAUGAACUUAGAUUCUUGUAAUUUAAUGCAGUGGGUCGGACAUUUUCAUGGGUUUAACUGUACACAUCAACAAAAAAUGCAGUCCUAAUGCCCAAUUUAAUUGUAAGCACAGUGGACAUCGAGUCAUUCGUGUACAUUGACAGCUUGAAAUCAACUGACAGUUUGAAAUCCUUUCAAGCAAUUCAAAACAGUUGUUAAGAGUUUAAUGAAUUAAAACUGCAGCACUGUUUUUUUUUUUCUUUUUGGCCAUAAGUGUCCUUGUAUAAGCUAGAGAAAAAAAUCUGUUCCGUAUAAAAAGAUAUGGAUUAUGUCUUUUUAAAUAAAAAAAACAUAUUUUUGAAACCCGUCAUUUAAGGCACUGGUAUGCAUGGUAUAUCAUAUGCACUCAUUAUUGCUACACUCAUUUGUCUCUGUAGAAGUGGUUUGUGUCAACUUCUUUGAAUGUGAAUCUCUGACCUUUUUUUAAAAAAAAAUGGCAUCUUCUCAUGUCAAUAAGUUAAGAUGGAAGCUUUACCGCUUCAUUGUGGGAAUUGGAAAGGUUUAUUGCAUGGGCUACUCUCAAACGUUGUUGGGUCAAGUGAACUUGUUUGAUGAAUGACGUGAAGCUUUAAUUGUAGCUGAUGAAUCAGUCCGGUAACCCCCAUACUGUUCGUUUUUUGCAAUAUAUAAUGAUUUGUAAACAAUGAUUCAGUUGUUCUCUUGAUUGUUGUCAUGUCCAUAUGAAUAAAAUGUUUCCCAAAAAAGU
Dunckerocampus dactyliophorus (ringed pipefish) is the source of this 6933-nucleotide messenger RNA. RefSeq names its product zinc finger protein 148 (gene znf148). The transcript has 7 exons. Bases 1128 to 3536 code for a protein of 802 amino acids. Gene Ontology annotation, biological process: regulation of transcription by RNA polymerase II. Gene Ontology annotation, molecular function: RNA polymerase II cis-regulatory region sequence-specific DNA binding; DNA-binding transcription factor activity, RNA polymerase II-specific. The record is from RefSeq and is a predicted model, not a curated record. NCBI's taxonomy places the organism in Eukaryota, Metazoa, Chordata, Actinopteri, Syngnathiformes, Syngnathidae.